AUGAAGAACCAUAUUUCUAAUUCAGCAGUGAGUUUUCUCAUAUUGCUUCUUCUUGCGACCAACUUGGUCGAAAGCUGCAAGCCUAGUGGCCGAAUAAGAGGGAAAAAGCCUCCUCCAGGGGAAUGCAACCAAGAGAAUUACUCUGAUUGCUGCAAAAAAGGCAAAUUCUACAAAACUUACAAGUGCUCACCAAAGGUGAUUGGACACACAAAAGCAGUCUUGACACUCAAUAGCUUUGAGAAGGGUGGAGAUGGUGGCGGCCCCUCGGAGUGUGACAACCAGUACCACUCUGACAACGAAAGUCUUGAAAUCCUCCACUAG
Messenger RNA from Morus notabilis, 321 nucleotides. RefSeq names its product putative ripening-related protein 2. The record is from RefSeq and is a predicted model, not a curated record. The transcript has a single exon. Bases 1 to 321 code for a protein of 106 amino acids. NCBI's taxonomy places the organism in Eukaryota, Viridiplantae, Streptophyta, Magnoliopsida, Rosales, Moraceae.